This is a messenger RNA of Triticum turgidum subsp. durum (durum wheat), 1437 nucleotides long. The record is from the annotation of a GenBank genome assembly. NCBI's taxonomy places the organism in Eukaryota, Viridiplantae, Streptophyta, Magnoliopsida, Poales, Poaceae.
AUGUCGCCGCCAAUCUCGCUCUGCGUCUUCGUCCUCCUCUCCUCCCUCCUCGCGGCGGCCAGGGCCGAGGACCCCUACCGCUUCUACACCUGGAACGUCACCUUCGGCGACAUCUACCCGCUCGGCGUCAAGCAGCAGGGGAUCCUGAUCAACGGGCAGUUCCCGGGGCCGCAGAUCGACGCCGUCACCAACGACAACAUCGUCAUCAACGUCUUCAACAACCUGCCCGCACCAUUCCUCCUCUCCUGGCAGGGGAUUCAGCAGAGGAGGAGCUCAUGGCAAGACGGCGUGUACGGCACAAACUGCCCGAUCCCUCCAGGGGGCAAUUUCACCUACAACAUGCAGUUCAAGGACCAGAUCGGGAGCUACUACUACUUCCCUUCUCUCGCGUUCCAUAAGGCGGCGGGCGGGUACGGUGGCAUCAGGGUCCUUAGCCGCCCGAGGAUCCCUGUUCCGUUUGACCCCCCUGCCGGUGAUUUCACCAUCUUGGCUGGUGACUGGUUCAAGCUCAACCACACUGUGGAGGGGUCGCACACCAUGCAGAACACCUACUCGUCGCUUGACGUCCACCUAGGCCAGUCCUACUCGUUCCUCGUGACGGCCGACCAGCCACCCCAGGACUACACCAUCGUCGUCUCGACGCGCUUCACCAACCCCGUGCUCACCAACACCGCCACGCUCCAUUACAGCAACUCGAAUGGCAUCCCCGCGGCGUUGCCGCCUCCCCCAGGGCCGACGAUCGAGAUCGACUGGUCUCUGAAUCAGGCCAGAUCAAUCCGGUGGAACCUGACGGCAAGCGGACCAAGGCCGAACCCUCAAGGCUCAUACCACUACGGCCAAGUGAACACGACGAGAACGAUGAGGCUCGCCAACUCGCGGGUCUCCAUCAACGGCAAGCUGAGGUACGCGGUGAACAGCGUGUCCUUCAUCCCGGCCGACACCCCGCUCAAGGUGGCCGACUUCUACAACAUCCAGGGCGUGUUCACGCUGGGUAGCAUGCCCGACGUCCCGUCCGGCGGCCCCGCGUACCUCCAGACGGCCGUCAUGGCGUCCAACAUGAGGGACUACGUCGAGGUCGUCUUCGAGAACGCCGAGGGCUCUGUGCAGUCCUGGCACAUCGACGGCUACGCCUUCUGGGUCGUGGGGAUGGACGGAGGGCAGUGGACGCCGGCGAGCCGUCAGAACUACAACCUGAGGGACGCGAUCGCCCGGUACACGUUGCAGGUGUAUCCUGGGGCGUGGACGGCGAUCUACAUGCCGCUGGACAACGUGGGGAUGUGGAACGUGCGGUCGGAGAGCUGGGGCAGGCAGUACCUGGGCCAGCAGUUCUACCUCCGGGUCUACUCGCCGGCCAACUCGUGGCGGGACGAGAACCCCAUCCCCAAGAACGCGCUGCUCUGCGGCCGCGCCUCCGGCCGCCGGACCAGGCCACUCUGA